Molecule: messenger RNA, 2540 nt
Organism: Coregonus sp. 'balchen'
Lineage: Eukaryota; Metazoa; Chordata; Actinopteri; Salmoniformes; Salmonidae
Source: the annotation of a GenBank genome assembly
AUGGCAGGAAACGACAAUGUCAACUUAGAUAUCUGGUGGGGAGACAAGGAAGACAAGCCGCAGAUUGUGAAAAGACAAGUUAAACAAGCUGCCGACAGGUUUCCCACUUUCAAACGCUUGCAGAAAUGGCUGACCAGCUUCAAGGAGCUGCAGGAGGCCUUGGACAGUAUGCCCAGUCUUAUCAAACACCCAAUGUCUGAUGCCCUCUCUAAGGGCAUAAAAGAGUACCAGAUUCCACUAACUCUACUCGGUUACCUGGAGGAGUUCUUCAAUAAUGACGUGGCGCCUAGCCGCAAGUGUCUCCCAAAUCAUCUGAGUGUCCUGCCAGAUUGGACCGUGCUGCUGUUGAUGAAGGGUAGGCUUCCCUCCUGCAUUGUGAAUGUGCUGCUGCAUAAAAGGAUGAUACAUCGUGUCCAAGUGGAAGAUUCCAGCUGUCGCAGUGGGUACACCACCUCUCUGUGCAUACGGCAGGUUCUCUACUGGCUGCUGUUGGUUGAGAUGCCCACAGUGAAGGAGGAUGACAGCAAAGGCCAGAAGAGGGCGGACCCGAGCAGUCAGAGCCUCCCAGUGGUUUACGUGAAGGAGUAUGUCCGGGAAGACACAGAACUGGUCAUCAAAGAGGUGAAAGCUAUCCUGCCCAGUGGUGCACAACAGCUGCAGCUAGCCACACUGGAUCAGGUAUGUAUACAUGUGAUAUAGUAUACAUUAUAUCAGGUAUAUAUACAUGUGAUAUAGUAUACAGUUUAUCAGGUAUGUUUACAUGUGAUAUAGUAUACAGUAUAUCAUGUGUGUAGACGUGAUAUAGUAUACAGUAUAUCAGGUAUAUAUACAUGUGAUAUAGUAUACAGUAUAUCAGGUAUAUAUACAUGUGAUAUAGUAUACAGUAUAUCAGGUAUAUAUACAUGUGAUAUAGUUUACAGUAUAUCAGGUAUGUUGACGUGAUAUAGUUUACAGUAUAUCAGGUUUGUGGACAUGUGAUAUAGUAUACAGUAUAUCAGGUAUGUUUACAUGUGAUAUAGUAUACAGUAUAUCAGGUGUGUAUACAUGUGAUAUAGUAUACAGUAUAUCAGGUGUGUAUACAUGUGAUAUAGUAUACAGUAUAUCAUGUGAUAUAGUAUACAGUAUAUCAGAUAUAUAUAUACAUGUGAUAUAGUAUACAGUAUAUCAGGUAUGUAGACGUGAUAUAGUAUACAGUAUAUCAGGUAUAUAUACAUGUGAUAUAGUAUACAGUAUAUCAGGUGUGUAUACAUGUGAUAUAGUAUAGAGUAUAUCAGGUGUGUAUACAUGUGAUAUAGUAUACAGUAUAUCAUGUGAUAUAGUAUACAGUAUAUCAGGUAUAUAUACAUGUGAUAUAGUAUACAGUUUAUCAGGUAUGUUUACAUGUGAUAUAGUAUACAGUAUAUCAUGUGUGUAGACGUGAUAUAGUAUACAGUAUAUCAGGUAUAUAUACAUGUGAUAUAGUAUACAGUAUAUCAGGUAUAUAUACAUGUGAUAUAGUAUACAGUAUAUCAGGUAUAUAUACAUGUGAUAUAGUAUACAGUAUAUCAGGUGUGUAUACAUGUGAUAUAGUAUACAGUAUAUCAGGUAUGUAGACAUGUGAUAUAGUAAACAGUAUUUCAGGUAUGUAUACAUGUGAUAUAGUAUACUGUAUAAAAUAAACACACUGCUGUUGAUUCUGAAAUGUCUUCUCAUUCUCUUGCUAUGUUCCUUAGACUCCACAAUCAGUGUGGCUUGAGGUGUUUUUGGAGACCCUUGGUGUGUCCCAGUCCACUUUGAAUGGUCUCCCACCUCAUCUGGAACUUCCUGUGGCUGUUACCUGCUACUGGUUGAGGCACGUCUAUCCCCGACCAGACCAUCUUCUCCUGCAGGCCCUGCUACUAGGACUGGUGUAUGGAGAGCUCUGCAGACAGAGGAAGAGCCAGAAAGGUAUGUCCCAGAGCAUGAACCAAAACACUGACACACACAAUGUAGAAUUCAUAAAUAUUGAAGUGUGUGAAGUGCAGCCAAUGACUCCUCCCCUUUUUGUGUAUCAGGGUUUAUAGAGAAGGGACGAUUGUCGGAGAAGCUGAAAGUGCUGAUUCAGAAGCCUGAUUCAGGAGCUGAUUUAGACCUUGGUGUUGCCCACGCCUAUAACCAAUGGCAGUGCUGCAUGAGGGAUGGCCUUAACCUGAACCAACUGCUGUGCCUCCCUCUGCCUGAGCCUCAGUGUGCCUGGUAAGGUGUUACUUCCUAAAUCAACCUAAAUCAAUUCCUUUACAUUUUAUCCUAUCCCAGCAGCAACACAGCUAAUGCAACCCUCUGUUGUUUCCCUGUUGGAGUCUAGGCUGUACAGGGGCACUCUGGUGCACCAGCUUGUGGCCAAACUGAGACGGGGGAUGAACCCGGAUUCUCUCCUGAUGGAUGACCGUUCCUCUGAGCAGCUUUACAAAGCCAUGAUGGAAAACCUGAAGGAUGAUUGUAAAGAUACUGGAGGAAGCGGGAAGGCCAAUCUAGAGGACGAUCAGGGUUUUAAGAAAGUCAAAUGCGGCAAGCGCAAGUAG